AUGCCCCUCGAGUCUGCCUAUAAGUACGGGCUGGACCAGUACACAGGCGAGAACUGGCCAGAGAGCGUCAAUUACCUUGAGAUAAGCUUGAGGCUGUUCCGGCUCUUGAGGGACAGUGAGGCCUUCUGUAAUAUAAACUGCAGUACAGCCCGGGUAGAUAACAACCCUCCGCCGCAGGGUCUGGAAAACUUCCCCGAGCUCAGGGUGUUUGGAGAUGUUCUGAUGAGAGCUCGCUGCCUGAAACGUUGUAAACAGGGACUCCCUGCCUUCCGUCAGUCUCAGCCCAGCAGAGAAACUAUGCUGGAGUUCCAGACCCGGGAGCCCUAUAAAUACCUGCAGUAUGCCUACUUCAAGACCAAUAACCUACCCAAGGCGGUUGCAGCUGCCCAUACUUACCUUCUGUUGCACCCUGAUGAUGAGAUGAUGAAGAGGAACAUGGCCUAUUAUAAGAGUAUGCCAGACUCCGAGAACCAUAUCCAAGAUCUGGAGACCAAGAACUACGAGAAUUUGUUCAUCAGAGCUGUGAGGGCCUACAAUGGAGAGAACUGGAGAACCUCCAUCUCCGACAUGGAGCUUGCCUUACCAGACUUCUAUAAAGCAUUCCAGGAAUGCACGGCCUCCUGCGAAGGGUCCAGAGAGAUCAAAGACUUCAAGGACUUCUAUCCAUCAGUGGCCGACCACUACACCGAAGUGCUGAGAUGCAAAAUGAAAUGUGAGGAUGACCUCACCCCCGUCAUCGGAGGAUAUGUGGUGCAGAAAUUCGUGGCCACCAUGUACCACUAUCUCCAAUUUGCCUAUUACAAACUCAAUGACGUUCGGAAUGCCGCCCCUUGUGCAGCAAGCUAUCUGCUCUUUGACCCGGAUGAUGAUGUCAUGAAGCAGAACAUGGUCUAUUACCAAUACCACAGGGAGAAGUGGGGCCUUUCAGAGGAGAAAUUUAAGCCCCGGCCUGAGGCCGCCCUCUACUAUAACAUCACUACCAAACAAAAAGAGAUGUACGAGUUUGCCAUUCAGAACCUAGUAGAUGACGAUGAGGGAGAUGUGGUGGAAUACCUCGAUGAACUUUUGGAUGCAAAUGAUUUUUGA
Molecule: messenger RNA, 1086 nt
Organism: Staurois parvus
Lineage: Eukaryota; Metazoa; Chordata; Amphibia; Anura; Ranidae
Source: the annotation of a GenBank genome assembly